Messenger RNA from Saccostrea cuccullata (small rock oyster), 2277 nucleotides. RefSeq names its product BAG family molecular chaperone regulator 3-like. Gene Ontology annotation, cellular component: cytoplasm; membrane; nucleus. The transcript has 2 exons. Gene Ontology annotation, molecular function: adenyl-nucleotide exchange factor activity; protein-folding chaperone binding. The record is from RefSeq and is a predicted model, not a curated record. NCBI's taxonomy places the organism in Eukaryota, Metazoa, Mollusca, Bivalvia, Ostreida, Ostreidae. Bases 70 to 1572 code for a protein of 500 amino acids. Gene Ontology annotation, biological process: protein stabilization.
CCCGAAUGUGGUGGCGCUCUAGUUGCCUCCAGAGGGUUUGAGAAGAAUCGAGAAAAACAUUUAUAAAACAUGGCUGGCAGACAGUUUUAUCCAAAUCCUUACAACAACUCUGAUCUUCCACAAGGUUGGGAAAUGUUACAUGAUCGUAAUACAGGUUGGCCUUACUUCGUAGACCACAACACUAAAAGCACGAGCUGGGAAGACCCACGGAUAAGAAUGAGACAGCACGGUUUUGGUUUCCCAGAGCAAAAUUCAUUUUUCUCCAGAGAGAUUCCAGUUUUCCAUGAAAGUUCCAAACCCCCAAAAUGGACACACCAAGCAGGACACAGAGCUGGAUCACCAGCAGGACUUGGGUCCCCAAAGAGGAUGCAGUCACCGGGUCGCAUGGGGUCGCCCCAGAGGACGAGUUCACCGCCUGCUGCUCCUCAACAAAUGCCACAGCCAUAUCAAGGUGUGAGGGAAAUUCCAGUCCAUCACACAUCUUCGACUAAACCAAGUCAACAGCCAGAUCUUCAGGGAUAUACUUUCUACAAAGGAAAUGCUGGGGGAAACCAAGGUGGCUACCCUCAACAGGGUUAUCCUCCAGCAUCACAGGGUCAAGGAUAUCCUCCAGCAUCACAGGGUCAAGGAUAUCCUCCAGCAUCACAGGGUCAAGGAUAUCCUCCAGCAUCACAGGGUCAAGGAUAUCCUCCAGCAUCACAGGGUCAAGGAUACCCUCAAACAUCACAGGGUCAAGGAUACCCUCAAGCAUCACAGGGUCAAGGUUAUCCCCAAGGACCCCAAGGAGGAUAUCCACAACAGCAGUAUCGACAGAUGCCACAGCCACAUAUGCCUCAACCUCAACCUGCUAAGGAGAUACCUGUGUACCACCAGGGAGAGGUGAAGUACCCUCCACAACAGACAGGACACCACCAUCAGGUGCCACCCCAACACUACCAGCCUCCACAACAGUAUCAGACACCACCGCAAACACAACCAAACCAGACACAGCCUCCUCAGCAACAACAGUAUCAACCCAAAUCACCAAAACAGGUGCGGCGUCAGGACAAACCGCCACAGAAAACUGCUGACGUUCCUAAAACAGAGACCAGUGACAGUGAACAAAACACGAUUUCCAAGGAACCUACAGUACAAAAGAGUGCCGAUCAAACAGACAGUGCCUCUACAGAAACAAAGAAAGAAAAUGAAAAUUGUCCUUUAAAGAAGAUCGACAAAAUAGUGAGUGAUACAGCACAUAUAAAAGAAGGAGUAAAUGCAUUUUCAGGAAAGAAAUCAGACAAGCAGUAUAAAUAUCUAGAGGAAAUGUUAAAUAGAGGAAUUUUGAAAUUAGAUGGAAUUGAGGCCGGUGAUGAUGAGAAAGUGCGAAUGGCACGGCGGACAGCAGUGAAGGACAUGCAGUCAUUUCUAGAUCAGUUAGACCUUAAAGCUUUUGUAGAGGAGGAACCAAAAACAGAAGAACCAAUGAAAACAGAUUCUAGUGAAACUAACCAGGAGAGUCAGGAACCAAUGGAAACGGAGGUCAAAGGGGAAAUUUCAAAAGAGGAAAUGGAGGAAAGUGCUGACACAUCUUAACCAGAUGUUGUGUCUUAAUAUAUUCAUAUUUGUGGUGGACAGAGUGCAUGCUUAUUUAAACUUAGUGAUAGCAAUGUUUGUAUGGAUAGAUACGUUUUGUUUGUAAAACUGCUUUUGAAGUUGUUUUUUGUUAUGAUGAGAGAGAUUGUUGAAUGGUUAUUUAUUACUUUUUUAAAAAUAUAUUAUGUACAAGUAAAUUUAUCACUGUUACAACAAGGCAUUGAAAAAAUAUACAAUAAAAGAAAUAAUUUUUUUUUUCAAUUUUUUUUUUUUUUGGUGAAUAAUUGGGACUAAAACGAUUGAAAUGUUAUAGCAAAGGUACAUGUAUGCAAGAUUUUUCAAAGCAUGGUUUUUUUUGGCAGUUUUGCCUACUAACACAAUAUCAUGCAAAACAUAAUUUGUAAUUCAUUGGAAUUAACUUUGCAAAAAGGGUUGUUGAAAAUUUAUAUAUAAAGGUACAUGUAUUAUAAAAGUUCAUUUUUGGCAGAAAAACAUAUCAUUUGCGUUCCAAGUCAUCAAUGAUGUACUCGAUCACAUUUUGUUAUUGAUAUUGACAGUUAUUGUAUACAGAAACAAAGUGAAUUUUUAUGACAUAUGAGAUAAUAUGGAACUUUUACAUUGCAAAAGUUUGUUGAUUAUUUAUUAAACUAUCAGUAGUGUCACAAGACUAGCUAAAUAUCAAUAAAUUUAUUUGAAGGAAAACAA